AUGUCUACCUUUGUUCAAUCAAACGAAUUUGCUAUUCUUUGGGAAUUCUUAAAAAAUGAACCAGUAGGAGCUGAACGUACUAUAAACAAUGUAAAAGAUAAAUUGAAGAAUGGGAGUACACCAGUACAUGAACGUCUUUUUAGGAAAUUGUGUGGGAUAGAUAUCAAUAACUUAAUAUAUGACAAUACUUUAUCAAAUGCGGGGAUAAGGAGAUUAAGUAAAGAUGCUUUAAUAAAAAAUGUUUGUGCCGACUUUGCUAGAAGAAGAAACGAAUUUCAAGAAACAUAUAAACUUUCAGUAGCAGGAGAUUUGACCGUAGCUCAUAAUUACUGGGUUUCUGAAAACACACUUGUGGAAGUAAUAGCUCGUCUAAUCGAUGUAGCUAUAUAUCAAUUACCAAUUAAUAGCGAAGUUGAAAUGACAAGAAAUGAGCGCCAGAGUGUGGCUAGUAAGAAUCGUAAGGCCAAAUUAAAGAAUGGUGCAAGGGGAAAUCGACCAGAUUUUAUGAUUCAAGCAUUCCUAGGUCAAAAAUGGAAUGGGAUUAUAUACACUGAAAAUGAUCUACGAAAGAAUUAUAUUGCUUUUGGGGUUAAUAUUGCAGGUGAAAUCACAAAUUGUGAAAAAGAGGCGAAAUAUUAUCUUCCUGAUGCUGAAGCAAAAAUUCCCUUAAGAUCUGAGUCUGUUGAGGAGACAAAAGAAUUUAUUCACGUUUUAAUGGUUAUACGACAAAAUCGAACUACUAAUGACACUUUACAAAUACCUAUUCCACCGUCAAUUAAUGACUACUCUGAUGAGGAUGAUAGCAUUGGCUCCGUAAAUCUAGAGCAGACACAAUAUGCUAUUUCUCCCGAAGUUAAUUCUAAUAAUAUCUAUGAACAGAUAGCUGAUACAUCAGAUAACUCACCAAAUUCUGAUAUAUCACAAAGUGCCAUUUCUUCCGAAAUAAAUCCUACGGCCGAAAUUUCCCAAGAUAAUACAUCCACUUGUGAUUUAAUCGAGCAGAGCUUAGAGUUGAAUACUCAUCUUAAACUUCUGCUGAAUCGGGGCAAAUGCCCAUUAAUCACAAAAUUCCUUAUUAAUGCAACACAGAUUUACGAUGAAAUGGAACCGUAUACUCCUGAUACUAAGAGAGAGUGUUUGCGUAAGAAGAUUCAAAAGGCUAGAAAUAUUAAUCAAGCAAUGAUUGGUGUGACUGAAAACAAAGAAAAUUUGCCUAAUAAUUCUUCUGGCUCAAUUAAUUUAUCGAAAACUAAGGUAGAUACAUCGGUCUCAUCUCAAGCCUCCAAUUCAUCUAUUUCAGAGGAUUCAACAUCUACUUUACUUCAAAUUGGAAUGGUUGGUUCUAUUUAUCAAGAUACUUCAAUAUCAAUUCUCUCUACACAAACAUCAUUUGAAAUUAAAUAUAAACUUGAUUUUUAUCGAUUACUAAAUAAUCUCCAACUUUCGCCAUCACCACCAUCAUCAUCCACAUUAAUUCCACGUUUAAAACCACGUUCUAUACCAAUAUAUCUUAGUAUGAUUUUAGGUCGGGCUUUACUUGGUCCUCUCAUAACCGCUGCUGAUCUAAUGAAAUUGUCAUCUUAUAAUAGAUAUACACUCAAACAAAUUGUGGCAGUAAUCAUGCAAGAUAAAAAUUUUGGCUUUACAGCUGACUAUGUAUUUGGAAUAAUGAUUCUUACAGUUGCAUUGGUAUUAUCUUGCUUUAUGGGUUUAUAUCAAGAAAUGAAUAGAUCAAAUGAUUGGCGUGAAGGAUUAUUUUAUACCAGGAAAUUGUCAAUGAUCUCUCUGGUGGCAUCUUUCAAUGUAAUCCAUAAUACUACAUCUUAUUGCGCUUUACCAAGAACUUGGCUAUACUUGAUCAUGAAUGUGCUUACACAAUAUCUUUGUAUAUCAAGAGUUCAUCGACUUUACUCAGUUUCACCAGCAUUAACUGUAAACCUUGUGCUAAAUCUUCGGGGUACCUUUGUGUUUAUAGGAACUAUUUUAUAUUCAAUCGGAGGUGGUGAUAGGUCAAGUAAUUUAAAAAAAGUUGAUGAUGAAAUCGUUAUUAAUGAAUAUUUGAAAAACGAUUCAAGGAAAUCAGAAAUUAUAAAUUUAAAAAAAAGGAAAAAGUUGCCUAAUAAAUGGGUUAAUAGACUUAAAUGGUUUGAUAAACUUAGCCGGCUAUGGCAUGACAGGGAAACAAAUAAAUAUUGUAAUACAAAAUGUAUUUGUCAGGGAAACGUCUUGUCGGGAAACGUCCUGUCGGGGAAACGUCUUGUCGGGAAACGUCCUGUCGGGGAAACGGUUGUCGGGGAAACGUCUAG
Molecule: messenger RNA, 2306 nt
Organism: Entrophospora candida
Lineage: Eukaryota; Fungi; Glomeromycota; Glomeromycetes; Entrophosporales; Entrophosporaceae
Source: the annotation of a GenBank genome assembly